Messenger RNA from Penaeus indicus, 444 nucleotides. RefSeq lists its product as uncharacterized. Lineage: Eukaryota; Metazoa; Arthropoda; Malacostraca; Decapoda; Penaeidae. The record is from RefSeq and is a predicted model, not a curated record. The transcript has 3 exons. The coding region runs from base 50 to 358 and encodes 102 amino acids.
AGUGUCUCAGAGCGUCGACUUUUUCAGCGUGGGCAGGGACACUGUUACGAUGGCCAGAGUUAUACUGCUGCUGCUUAUAGUAACGAUGGCCACUGUGACCCAAGCUGGUGUGGGUCGAGUGGUCAUCCCGAUUCCAGAAGGAUCGCCUUUUCUGUGUCGCGACGAAACAGGCGUUUACCCUGAAGGCUCCACCUGGUAUUUGGAAAGAUGUCAAAGGAAAUACUGCACACGCGAAGGGAACAAUAUGAUUAUCACUCAUCACAUUUGUGCUCCGAUGGGUGCUGUUGGGAACUGUAAAUGGGUGGAAGAUGAAACUUUGAACUUCCCUGGUUGCUGCCCUAGGCCUAUAUGCACGUAAGAACGAUUCCGAAUUGUACCCAGAGAGGACCACCGUUGUCAGUAUUGCAUGAUUUCACUAGUGCAAUAAACCCUUUGUUCAUCCUU